Molecule: messenger RNA, 903 nt
Organism: Cetraspora pellucida
Lineage: Eukaryota; Fungi; Glomeromycota; Glomeromycetes; Diversisporales; Gigasporaceae
Source: the annotation of a GenBank genome assembly
AUGGCUACUUUAACAACAUCCGCUAUCGAUGCUGGCCAUCUUGAUUCAUACCAUGGGAGUGCUUCAGAAAGCACCCGAAGAUUAACUUUACAAGAUUUAUUAUUAACUGAACCUGUACAACGAUCUGGAAGUAACCAUUCUUCACCUAUUAGUUGCAGUAGAACUCCUUCACCUACUGAACCUACAAACUCAACAAUGUUGCAAUAUCAUCAUAAUCGUCAUACGAGUCCUCCAUUGGGAUCACAUCAUGUUAGUGGUUAUACUCAUCAACUUCCACUUCCAAUUUCGCAACAACGUCCACAACAAUGUCAACCAAUUUCACAACAAUGUAUGAGAAUUUCUUCUCUCUACAAACCUCCCAAUCCUGCUAUGGAAGUCGAUUCUUAUAAACUUACAUUACCAACUCCUUUAACAUCACCUAACCCAGGUCCAACAAUUCCUCGAGUUCAAUCAUUUCAUGGAUAUCCAUCAACACCUUCUUCACCUACACCUAUUACACCAAUUCAAUUAGAUGAUCAAAAUUCUUAUAUGCAAACUUUAGCAACAUCAGGAACUGUUACACCACUUUCACUUUCAGAACGUCGCGAGAGAAAUAAAGUAGCAUCAGCAAAAUAUCGCGCAAAAAAACAUAAACAAAAUCAAGAAAUGAGUUCACAAAUUAAUGAAUUAAUUGCGGAAAAUAAUGUAUUAACAAGACAAUUAGAAGAAAUGAGAGCAGAGAAUAAUGAAUUAAAAGAAUUAGUUGAUAAACUUAAAAGUAAAUUAGUUGAAGGUAAAAUAUUGAAAAGAUUAGGACAAGGACUUACAUCACUUACUACAACCGUAAGAAAGGGUACAAGACGAAAUGGAUAUAGUGGUCAUGCAAAAGGGACCGAAGCUACAACAAAAAAUUCCAGAAAAUAG